Pseudomassariella vexata is the source of this 666-nucleotide messenger RNA. RefSeq names its product Glyoxalase/Bleomycin resistance protein/Dihydroxybiphenyl dioxygenase. Lineage: Eukaryota; Fungi; Ascomycota; Sordariomycetes; Amphisphaeriales; Pseudomassariaceae. Bases 1 to 447 code for a protein of 148 amino acids. The record is from RefSeq and is a predicted model, not a curated record. The transcript has 2 exons.
AUGUCGACCGAUACCCACGAGAAUAAUCCCCACUGUGACGGUAAAUUCGGCCAGAUCUGCUGGCUCGAAAUCCCUGUGACGGACGUCAGACGGGCUAUUGCCUUCUACCGCGCCGUGUUCGACUGGUGCUGCAAAGACGAGUCGAUGCCUCACCCACUCGACUCAAUCCAAGCCGUCCAUUUCUUCAUGAACGGGACUCUGAACGGCGCUUUCCUCGUGAUGUUUCCGGAGGAUCUCGUAAAGACGGCUGGUAGUAAGGGUUCGGGCAGGCAGAGUGCGCUUGCUACGUAUUGCGUGGCGGAUAUCGAGGAGACGUUACGAAAGGUUGAGAAAGCCGGUGGGGCGGUCAUUGUACCCAAGACUGCCAUCGGUGGGGAUAUGGGAUCAUUCGCGCGGUUCGUGGAUACGGACGGAAAUCUUCAGGGGAUCUGGGAUCAGACAAUGUAGCUGGUUACCUAGCUGACAUCCCAGAAAACGACCUUAAGCCUUUAGUGAGACGGGCGUGGGCCGCUGCUACCUGCAAGGCAGUAUACCAAUAUAUCCGGAAUAUUCUUUCAUAUAGCCUUCUUUAGGUCAGCUCAGUUCGGUCUUACUCACUGAGGAGCCUCCCUUACGGAUCAUAAGGUAUUUUCUAUCUCAGAUCAAAUCGAAGAAGGCAUUGCUGGC